UACACUUGAAAGAAACAAGAAGCUGAGACCUUGCGAGAGGCGAGCUACCGAGAAAGAAGAAGAAAGGAAGGGAGAGAGAAAAAAGAAAAAAAAAAUUAGCAGGGAUCGAGUCGAGCUAAACAAAGCAAAGCUCUCCCUCUGUAUGUAAAUCAGCUAAAGUAGAAUUUAAGGAAAAGAAGAAGAGCGCAAAUAGAGAGAAAGCGCAAAGAAUCGAAAAUCCCAAGUGAGUUGGAGGCUGUAGGUUUCUCUGCAAUUUGUGAAGUUGGUGAAGAGCGUGAGAGUUUAUUUGCAUUGAAUUGAUAUGCGGCUGGGUGAAUUUGUGAUUGUUUGGAAGCCGUUAUAAAGUAUUUUGGUGUGUUUACUGAGGGCGUAGGGGUCUUGUGAUUCUUUUGGAUGGUGUAGAAAUCUGUUUGUUGAGAGAUGCAACCUCAGCAGAGCUCCAGAAUUGAUUUGGUUGAACUGAAAACUCAGAUAUCGAAGAAGGUUGGGGUUGAGAGGUUCAAGAAGUAUUUUCAUUACUUGACUAGGUUCUUAAGUCAGAAGCUGAGCAAAAGUGACUUUGAUAAGUCAUGCUUUCGCCUGCUUGGAAGGGAGAAUCUUCCCCUGCACAAUCAGCUUAUCCGUUCCAUCUUGAAGAAUGCAUGUCAGGCCAAGACCCCACCAGCAAUUUAUGAGUCAGGUCCCACAAAAUCUGCAAUUCAGAUAGCAAAACGUUCUCCUGCUAGAGAAGAUGGACAUGAACAAAGUGGAUCCCUUCUUCCAAAUCAGAAUCAAAAUGCGUCUAUUUGGUCAAAUGGGGUUUUGCCCAUGUCGCCACGGAAGAUUAGGUCAGUGAUGCGUGAUCGUAAGCCCCGAGAUAGACCUAGCCCACUUGGGCCAACUGGAAAAGUUGAAUGUGUCUCACAUCAAUCAACUGGAGUAGAAGAUGUUGGCAGCAAAGUUAUUAUGGAUAAUGGGGGGUUGCCUCCAUGUGAUUAUCAGAGACCAUUACAGCAUCUUCAAGCAGUUGCUGAGCAACCUAAGAAUGAAAGUGAAGGGUUGUUCCAUCAGCCAUUUGAAAAACAAUCAAUACAUAGCAAAGAUCAGAUCACGUUUGUUGAAGAUGGGGAAGAAGUGGAGCAAGCAAACCACUUUACUUUCUCUAGAAAUUCAUUACUUGCGCCUCUUGGAGUACCUUCUUAUUCUGCUACUGCAGGUCGGGCUCGCAAAACUAUGCCAGCAACAAACUGUGGUGAUUAUAUUAGCUGUUGUGAAGGCGGUGUUCUGUCGAGUACAGAGGUGCUGCGGAAACGCAUGGAGCAGAUUGCAGCUGCGCAGGGCAUUGGAGGGGUUUCAAUGGAAUGUGCAAAUAUGCUGAAUAAUAUGUUGGAUGUGUACUUGAAGAAGUUGAUCAGAUCUUGUGUUGAGUUGGUAGGAGCAAGGUCUCCAGAUGAUUCAAGAAAGCACCCCAUCUAUAAGCAGCAGGUUCAAGGCAAAGGGAUCAAUGGAAUGUGGCCAAGUAAUCACUUACAGGUGCAGGCCAAUAGUGGACCUGUGGAAGUUAUGCGUGAGCAGAGGACUCGUUGUGCAAUAUCUUUGCUUGAUUUCAAAGUUGCAAUGGAGCUGAAUCCACAGCAGCUUGGUGAAGAUUGGCCAUUGCUGCUGGAGAAAAUCUGUACACAUGCGUUCGAGGAAUGAAACAUUUCCAUGAAUAUUUGUUGUGCCAAAGCUGCAAUUGGGCAUGGCUGUCCUGGUUCAGAGGCCUUGAUAACUGUUGUUGGAAGUGUUGAUGAACAUGUUCUGUUUGGAUUGCCAUGAUGAACUACAUGGUUCCGCCUUCAGAUGGAGCUCGGCCCUUGCAAGAUGAAAUUGUGGUAUUGAGUAUCCAAAUGUCUGUUUUCCUCCUGCAGAGCCUGUGGGAAUAAGGAAACUAACUAUUUAAAAGCAACCAUGCAAUGGAAACUUUUAAAUAGAAUGCCCAUGAUCGAUUGCUGUGUUGUAUGAUAAGCAUCAGCAUUGGCUGACUUGUGCCAUCACUACAGAUCUGAAGUUCAUCUAUGCAAUUUACAGCCUAUGAAAAGGAAAUCUAAGACAGUUUUGCAGGGAUACUCUUGUGUAGCUUGGGGAAAGGUAAAAUCGCUGGUGUAAGAGCUAUAGAGUUGCUCUUUAUGUAUUUUUAAUCUGAUAAUUGAUUGGAAUUCCAAUAUGAAUAAAACAUUAAUAUCCACUGACUUUUCCUUGUGCUUUA
Molecule: messenger RNA, 2227 nt
Organism: Manihot esculenta (cassava)
Lineage: Eukaryota; Viridiplantae; Streptophyta; Magnoliopsida; Malpighiales; Euphorbiaceae
Exons: 2
Coding region: 421-1677 (418 amino acids)
Biological process (GO): regulation of transcription by RNA polymerase II
Cellular component (GO): SAGA complex
Molecular function (GO): transcription coactivator activity
Source: RefSeq, a predicted model, not a curated record